AUGUCAUUCGAGAAUUCCGAAGCAAGAAAAAAAAGUUUUGGAACACUUUAUAAAUUAUUGGAUAAUAUUAUAUCUGAAUGUAUUUUAUCUAAAUUAUCAGCCAAGGAAUUAGCUUUAUCCUCCAAAGUAUCCAAAUAUUUUUAUACCUUUUCACAUGAUGAUCAACUAUGGAAAAUACAUUGUUUAGAUAAAUGGGGAAAUGAUUCAAAAAUAAUUAAAAAUUUUAGAUAUAGAGGAUCAUGGUUAUUAAGUUAUUUAUUUCAAGGAGAAGGGGAACAAGAAAUUGUUUAUCGACCAUUACAUUUUCCUGUGGCAAAUGAUCACGGAGGAAAAAAUGGUUAUCUUCCCAUGACAUUAGAAUCCUAUGUACGAUAUAUUAAACUUCAACGGGAUGAAACUCCUUUAUAUAUAUUUGAUCCAAAUUUUAUUGACCGACAUCCAGAAAUGGCUGAAGCUUAUGAGAUACCAAAAUAUUUUCAAGAAGAUUUCUUUGAAGUUUUAACAGACAAACGACCACCAUAUAGAUGGAUUGUAAUUGGUCCAGCAAGGUCAGGAGCAUCAUGGCAUGUUGAUCCUGCUGGAACUUCAGGUUGGGAAAAAAAAAAACCAAUAAAAUUAUUAAAAAUUAUUAAAGUUUUACGAUUACAAAUUUCACGUCAUCAUCAUGGACAUCAUCAAGCAUUACUUUAUAAUGAAGAAGAAGAAUUAAAUUUUAAGAAUUCAACCACAUCAUUAUUUUGGUAUCUUGAAGUAUAUCCACAAUUAUUAUUAGAUGGUAACCUUCCAUUAGAGAUUAUACAAGAACCCGGGCAGACAAUUUUCGUUCCAAGUGGUUGGUGGCAUAUGGUUCUUAAUCUCGAAGAUACUAUCGCAGUUACUCAAAAUUUUGUUAAUAUACAUAAUUUACAAAACGUUUGUGAAGAAUUAAUUGAUGAAAAACGUUAUCAGACGUGGGAAAAUUUUCAUCAAAAUUUAAUAAAAAUCCAUCCAUAUCUGGAACCAUUUAUUCGACAAAAAAUAUUAUUAUUUUCCGAUACAAUUAAUGACCCAAUUAUAUCGGAAGAAGGAUUUUCAUCUAGAACGGAUUUUAUUGAAUCAUUUCAUAAUUUGGAAUUAUGGCAUCCUCGAGUAUUAAAAGCUUUAGAAUUAGGUGGAUUAAAUUUGAAUGAAAAUGAUGAAAUUGAUGUAAUUUUUAAUGGACAAAAUCCAAGAAGAGCCAUGUGGUAUACAUUAUUAUGGGAAUUUGAAGGUGCUACUAGAUAUUUAAUGAAACUUUUACCAGAAAUUAGAGAACUUAAGAAUUGGUAUGAAGUUGAAGAUUUAGUUUGGAAUAUAUAUUCUAUAAAAAACCAAAAGAAAAGAAAAUUUACGGAAAUAGUUUGA
This is a messenger RNA of Diversispora eburnea, 1383 nucleotides long. The record is from the annotation of a GenBank genome assembly. Lineage: Eukaryota; Fungi; Glomeromycota; Glomeromycetes; Diversisporales; Diversisporaceae.